CGCGAUGUACCAACCGCCAGUGUGACUGACUCGGUCUCACGGAACGCACAACCUUGCGCGUAACAGGAAAAAACCUUAAAAAAAUUAUAAUAAUAAUAAAAAAAAAAGUGAACUCGAUGCGUUUCGCGCUUUUUUUAAUCUGUGAUGACAUCAUAGUGUAGGAUUUUUUGUUUUAAAUAUUUAAUAUACCUAGAUAAUAUAAUAAAGUGAUUAACUUCGUUUGCCAUAGUGUUAUAUGUAGUGUUUUUUUUUUAUUGUGUUUCGGAUUUAAUGCUUGUGUUAAAUUGAAAAGUAUUUAGGUCAAUUUAAAAUGUACAAAUCACUAGCAAUACUAGUACUGUUAUCCGCUGUCUAUGGUCAAGAUACAGGAGGCGGUGACCUCGAGUCAGUCCUCCAGCAGAUCUUCGGCAAGCCAGGAGACAAUGCUGGCCAGGUCGGCACCGUGGCGCCUGUACCCAGGCCGUCCCCGACGCCAUCUCUCGGCGACAAGAAGGGGGAGUCAUCGACACUGGUGCCUGGGGUAGUUUCUGGAAAUGACGAUAGCGACACGUCGUGCACCACGGACAAGGGCGAGGAGGGCGAGUGCGUGAGGUACUACCUGUGUGACGUCAACAACAAUACCAUCAUCACCGACGGCGUCGGCAUCAUCGAUAUACGUCUCAAGGAUGGCCCGUGCCCCUCGUACAUGGACACGUGUUGCCUGUCACCCGACAGGAGGCCCCCCGAGGACCCCAUCACGCCGCCCCCACCCACCAAGGAGGAACAGAGAGCAGGAUGCGGUUGGCGCAACGAGAACGGAGUAGGGUUCCGUAUUAUCGGCGAUAAAGACGGCGAGGCGAAGUUCGGAGAGUUCCCCUGGAUGGUUGCUAUACUCAAAAUCGAGCCGGUAAACGACCAAGAUCCAGAAGGUCAGAAGUUAAACGUGUACGUGGGUGGCGGAUCGCUCAUCCAUCCUCAGGUGGUGCUGACCGCGGCCCACUACGUCGCCACCGCCAAGACACUCCGCGUCAGAGCUGGAGAGUGGGACACGCAGACCACGAAAGAAAUAUAUCCCUAUCAGGACAGAGAUGUGACUCACAAAGAGAUACAUAAGGACUUUAAUAAAGGUAACCUGUUCUACGACAUAGCGCUGCUGUUCCUGUCCCAGCCAAUGGAGAUGGCUCCGAAUGUGGGUGUGGUGUGCCUGCCGCCGCGCAACGAGCGUGCCGAGGCCGGCACUAGGUGCUUCGCGUCCGGCUGGGGGAAGGACAAGUUCGGCAAGGAGGGCCGCUACCAGGUUAUACUGAAGAAGGUGGAAGUGCCAGUAGUGGACCGCAACACAUGCCAGGACCAGCUCCGGAAGACCAGGCUGGGCCGGCACUUCAUGCUGCACUCGUCGUUCAUGUGCGCCGGAGGGGAGCCAGGCCGCGACACCUGCCGGGGAGAUGGAGGAUCACCUCUCGUUUGUCCUAUACAGUACGAGAAAGGUCGCUACGUGCAGUCAGGCAUAGUGGCGUGGGGCAUCGGCUGCGGGGAAGACCGUACCCCCGGGGUGUAUGUGGACGUGGGAAACCUACGAGACUGGAUCGACGACAAGGUCGCGGGACGCGGCAUCGAACCUACUGUUUACACAUACUGAUCGCGCCGCCCGACAGGGGGCGCUGUUGUUUCUUUAUGUUUGUCCUCGAUACAAUAUGAGUAAAUGCUUUUUUUAAAUAAA
Galleria mellonella (greater wax moth) is the source of this 1699-nucleotide messenger RNA. Its product is annotated as phenoloxidase-activating factor 2. The coding region runs from base 311 to 1618 and encodes 435 amino acids. Lineage: Eukaryota; Metazoa; Arthropoda; Insecta; Lepidoptera; Pyralidae. The transcript has 9 exons. Gene Ontology annotation, molecular function: serine-type endopeptidase activity. Gene Ontology annotation, biological process: proteolysis. The record is from RefSeq and is a predicted model, not a curated record.